AUGCAACUUGGGGAAGUUGACACUUUGGGUGUUUAUCUCACAAUUGGAUUUGACGCCAUCACAGAGAAUGAUACGUCUCAAGUCUCGGCUGAUAUUCUAUCGGCUACGGGGCAUAGUAAGAGCAAACCUGGCUUGACUCUUCCUUGGCCAGAAGAAUACCCAAACCUUGAAGACGUUAAAGUCUCCAAGUCCGUGGCUGCUCUUCUUGGCACUAAUGCUCAAGAUGUGAGUGCGUCAUUUUUCAACGAUUUCUUGAAAGAUGCUUUGGAGAAGAAGUAUUUGGUUACCGCUUCGCCGGUAGCGAUUAUACAAGGGGGUAUUGCAAGUGCGCAAAAGUUUUUUGAUUUGUUGAAAGAGGGUAUCGGUGGAAAGAAACUUGUUGUGAAGGUUGAGUACCUAGGUAGGCUUAGAGGAGUUCUUUCGGUUGGCAAAGGAGUGGUGAGGGAGUUUCUUGGGUAUUGUGGGGAUGCUUGA
Messenger RNA from Botrytis deweyae, 474 nucleotides. RefSeq lists its product as uncharacterized. Bases 1 to 474 code for a protein of 157 amino acids. Lineage: Eukaryota; Fungi; Ascomycota; Leotiomycetes; Helotiales; Sclerotiniaceae. The record is from RefSeq and is a predicted model, not a curated record. The transcript is spliced from 2 exons.